AUGUCGCUACAGGUCAUCUUUCUUCGGUCUCCUUAUGCAAAUUGUACGAAUACAAAUCAGAUCUAUAAGAGUGUCCUUGGGAGUAUCCCACCAGCGAUAGAUUUACCGGCUACAGGCGACAUAUCCUCACCUAUAGAAACUCUCUGGGACCUACUAAAGGCGUGUUGGAAGAUUAAUCCAAUGGAACGCCCCUCCGUGUACGACGUACAAGAGUUUGUCGCGGAUCAUGGGCCUGCCGUGGUUUCUGCGUUCCAGGACAGAUCUAUCAGCAUAUCCCCCAUUCUAAAAAA
This is a messenger RNA of Acaulospora colombiana, 290 nucleotides long. The record is from the annotation of a GenBank genome assembly. NCBI's taxonomy places the organism in Eukaryota, Fungi, Glomeromycota, Glomeromycetes, Diversisporales, Acaulosporaceae.